AUGUGGCAGGUUAACUUCGCUCCUGAGAAGACGCAGGCGAUGGUCAUCUCGUGGUCCCCAGGUACCUCACACGCAGUCUCAGGACAGCUGCGUUUUGGAGGCAAGAGCCUGCCACUCCAGGAAUACAUCAAGAUCCUGGGUGUGUCUGUGGACCGCGGCCUACGCUUCGAUCACCACAUCGCUGUCGUCGCCCGCCAGACCUCUCUCCGAGUCUCUGCCCUGGGAAGGAUGACGAACACCCUCGACCCACGGGGCAUCCUCACGCUAUACAGGACACAGAUACGCCCAUGUAUGGAGUACGGUGCCCUGUCCUGGAUGUCGAGUGCCACCACCCACAUGCAGAGACUGGAAGCUGUGCAGCGGCGAGCCCUGCACUUGGCGGCCACUGACGAGGACCAACAGCACCAUGCACCAGUAACGUCAUUUGGGCACCGCCGGGACGUGUCGGCACUAGUGGUGUGCCACAAAACUCAGGUGCAGAGGGUCCCCUACCUUGACCCCCCCUGA
Messenger RNA from Scylla paramamosain (green mud crab), 507 nucleotides. RefSeq lists its product as uncharacterized. The record is from RefSeq and is a predicted model, not a curated record. Bases 1 to 507 code for a protein of 168 amino acids. NCBI's taxonomy places the organism in Eukaryota, Metazoa, Arthropoda, Malacostraca, Decapoda, Portunidae. The transcript has a single exon.